Molecule: messenger RNA, 1061 nt
Organism: Mercurialis annua (annual mercury)
Lineage: Eukaryota; Viridiplantae; Streptophyta; Magnoliopsida; Malpighiales; Euphorbiaceae
Product: plant UBX domain-containing protein 1
Exons: 8
Coding region: 103-858 (251 amino acids)
Biological process (GO): protein-containing complex disassembly
Molecular function (GO): ATPase binding
Source: RefSeq, a predicted model, not a curated record
AGAGAAAGAGAGAAAUAUAUAUGUUGAAGAACUCAUCACUUAUAUUUACCCUCACAUGUACUCAUACUCUCCGUUUCUUUGCGUCGUUGUUGAGGUUCUCUGAUGAUAGUUAAUGGUUCUACACUUUUUUCCAUAAAGAGAAGGAGACUCACCGCUAUUGAUAUCAUGGAAGCUGAAGCGGCCAAGGCUAAGGUGGCAGCUAUUAAAGAUAAGUUUGGACGAGACUUGCGUGUUUUUGAAACAUCUGGGCUCUCUUCAUCAGUAAAUCAAGUGCUCGAUACUGAGGUGUCAGAUGACUUCUACGAGUUCACUGCUGCGGACUACUAUCGCCUCAUGUCAACUAAAAAGGAAGAUAAACAUUUAAAGACAAGAAAAAUUCGGGAAGCUGAAGAAGCUGCUCGCAAGUCAAGAAUGACAAAGGCUGUGAUUAGAGUUCGGUUUCCUGAUAAUCAUACAUUGGAGGUAGAGUUUCAUCCGUCAGAAAAGAUUCAGAACUUAUUUGAUCUUCUCAUGAAAGCGGUUGCUCGACCAGAAGUGCCAUUUUACUUAUAUACUGCUCCUCCAAAGAAGCAAAUAAAGGACUUCUCCCAGGAUUUUUACUCAGCUGGCUUUGUUCCUGGUGCAAUUGUUUAUUUUUCUUAUGUUCUAUCUCAAGGAGACGAUGCUGCAGCUCUUAGUUCCGGUCCCUUCCUUGUAGAAGAAAUCAUGUCUUUGAAGGGAUUGGAUUCGAUUUCUGAACCAUCAGAGCCUGUUGAGUCUGCACCAGAACCUGUGACAGCAGAACCUCCUCAACCUGAGCCUCAACAAUCCAAACCUGCUGAGAAAAAAUUGACGAAACCAAAGUGGCUUAAAAUGUGAUCGUGAUCAGUCAUCAAAUCUGCAACUUACAUUGCAGGCAAUAUGGGCAACAGGAAUGCUUUUACAGCUCCAUAGGAUAGGAGCACAUGGAUGAGAUUAAGCAAGGCAUUCUAAUGUAAAAAUAUGGUGCAAAGUUGUAAAAAGGCACACCAGAAAAUGACUUGUUUCUUUGGAAUUUUAUUGUAAAGUUUGUUUGCAGGCCA